Messenger RNA from Parnassius mnemosyne (clouded apollo), 474 nucleotides. The record is from the annotation of a GenBank genome assembly. NCBI's taxonomy places the organism in Eukaryota, Metazoa, Arthropoda, Insecta, Lepidoptera, Papilionidae.
AUGAAUUGCUUCGAGAAUGUUACUUUACCUAGUUGUGUGUGGUUUGAUGGCGGGGAUAAACGGAACACCUUGGCUUCAAUGUUUGCUGGUAUUUUGUUCUUUGCUGGAUGGUGGUUCAUCAUAGAUGCAGCUUCAUGCUACCCAGGAGACCUUCCUAAUGCAGCUCAUGUGUGUGGAGUUAUGGCCACUCUGUCACUAGUGAUGGUCAAUUCUGUCUCCAAUGCACAGGUGCGUGGUGAAACAUACACAGGAGGCUGUAUGGGCCCACGAGGAGCUCGGCUGUGGCUUUUCCUUGGUUUUGUGGUGGGCUUUGCCUCACUUAUUGCUGCCUGCUGGAUAUUGUUUGCUAAUUAUGUAAAUGCAGGUAGCAAUAAACACACCUGGCCAGGAGUGAGUUUGUUUAUGCAGAACGCGUUUAUAUUCGCCGGGUCGCUGGUAUUCAAGUUUGGCCGCACGGAAGAUGUGUGGGGAUAA